Zymoseptoria tritici IPO323 is the source of this 1233-nucleotide messenger RNA. RefSeq lists its product as uncharacterized. Gene Ontology annotation, molecular function: RNA binding. Gene Ontology annotation, biological process: maturation of LSU-rRNA from tricistronic rRNA transcript (SSU-rRNA, 5.8S rRNA, LSU-rRNA). The record is from RefSeq and is a predicted model, not a curated record. Gene Ontology annotation, cellular component: nucleolus. The transcript is spliced from 3 exons. The coding region runs from base 1 to 1233 and encodes 410 amino acids. NCBI's taxonomy places the organism in Eukaryota, Fungi, Ascomycota, Dothideomycetes, Mycosphaerellales, Mycosphaerellaceae.
AUGUCGACUGAUACUAAAACCACCAAGAAGCGCAAGUCCGGUGACGACGUCGUCCCUCCCACCAAGAAAGUCAAGGUCGCGACAACCAGCACCCGCACGACUCGUUCCGCCGAUGCGCCUGCACCACCACCCGCCGCAGAAGCACCUGCACCUCUCAAGUCUGCGUUGAAGAAGAAGAAGGAUACGACUAAGAAGGCAGAGUCGAAGCCCGCAAAAGCCAAGAAAGAGAAGAAAUCUGCCGCCGCCGCAGCAGCACAGGACAUCAUCUCCGACGACGAAGAAGCCGGCACCGCCCUGACAACUGCCCAAACCGACGCCCUCUUCGCCGGCUUCACCGAUAGCGAAGACGAAGAAGCCGAGGAUGACAUCAAUGCCGACACCGACGCCAUCGACGUCGCAAAGCUACCAAAAGCCCCCAAACCCAAAGCCCUCACGGGAGCAACCACUUCCUCCGACCCCGAAUCCAUCCCCGGCGUAGUCUACAUCUCCCGCAUCCCCCACGGUUUCUACGAACCCCAAAUGGCCGCCUACUUUUCCCAAUUCGGUCCCAUCUCCGCCAUCCGACUCGCUCGAAACCGCAAAACGGGGAAAUCGCAGCACUUCGCUUUCAUCCAAUUCGAGUCGGCGAGUGUAGCGGAUAUCGUGGCGAGGACGAUGGACAAAUAUCUGCUCUUCGGACAUCUGCUACAAGCCAGAACCAUCCCUCUGGAUCAAGUCAAGGAAGGACUAUUUAGCAAGCAAGGAGCGAAGGGAGGGAAAGUGAGGCCGAGAAAUCGGAUCGAAGGGGGAAUACUCAAGAGAGGUACGGAUCGCGAGACUUGGGGGAAGAGGGUCGGGAAGGAGGAGAAGAGACGGAGUGGGAAGGGGAAGAAGUUGGAGGAGUUGGGGUAUGAGUUUGAGAUGCCGGAGGUGAAGGGGGUGGAGAGUGUGCCCGUGCAGCAGCAGGCGGUUGAGGGGGCGGUUGAGGGAGCGAUCGAGGGAAAGCCAGCUGUGGAUCCGAAGGAGGUGAUUGUGGAUGAGGUGGAGGAGAAGAAGAUUGAGGAGAAAGUGGAGGAAAAGAAGGAGAAGCGGAAGGCGAAGAGUGUUGUUGAUGGUGCUGAGGUGGCGCCGAAGAAGAAGACGAAGAAGGCGAAGGUCGCUGCACUUCACGUUGCUCACAAGCUCAUUCGACUAUUCGUUUACAUUCAAGAACAACUCCUCUCCGCAACCUCGCUUUUCAUCAUCACUGGAUGA